GCGGAAAAAAAGUAUUAUCUGAGCUUCUAUAUUCACUAAAUAUUUUUCAAAUGGGCACGCCAUGCUCCGUAACCUCUCUGAAACCAACCAACCUUCAGCUAAACCUGCUCCAGGUUAAGAUCAGAGCAUGAGUUGCUAUGGCAACUUGACAUACCCUGAAACAUACCUCUGAUUUUAGUACCUAAAGCUGAGGUUAUCUGCUUCCUUACCAUCAAAAUUAUCGAGCUACCUCACAUAACCUGCUUUCUGGAAUACCGCUCAGGUGUAAAGUAAUCCUGUUUACUGUCAUCAGAUUGCAAAGACUGAAACUUUUCUGACGCUGCUUUCAGGAAGUCACCACAUGUAUAAGAGGUAAAAAUGAAACUGAGCUCAUAUUUCUGUGUCUGCUCUAUCAGUGUGCAGAUAUGGAAACGAUUCAGCCACUUCUUAAGUUUGCCAGCAAACAAACCAACUUUGGAUUUGGAUUGGUUGCUCUGCUAACGGCUGGUGGAGAGCAGAUCUUCUCAAUGGUAGCCUUCAAAUGUCCCUGCAAUGAGCUGAAUUUUACCUACGGUUUAGUCUUUCUGUUGGUGCCAGCCCUGGCCUUGCUGCUGCUUGGCGUUAUAAUCACCAAGAAGACUUGGAAACUGACAACAGGGUUUUGCCAUCGCAACCCAAAGCUAUGUAAGUGGAGGAAUCUGAAGAGCAUGGGAGUGACUGUCAUCAAAAUCAGUGCUUGUUCACUGGUGGCGCCGUCUACUUGGAUUGCUGUGGCUCUGUUGCGUGGCAGCUAUUAUGAGUGUGCCAUGACGGGGGCCAACUCCACCAGGUACAGAAAGAAUGUGUGCAGGGGGGUGAACUCUGCAGCCGAAUGCCUUACAAAGCUUCAAAUGUUUCCUUGUAAAAGUGCUGGAAAUGAAAGCGAGGAAGUUCUGCUAACCCUCAGAGCUCAUUCUCAGAUUCUGGGCUGGCUGGUCAUCGCCUCCAUCAUGAUGUCCGGCCUGUUGGUGAUUUGUGUGACUCGCUGCUUCUCCCCCAUCAGCUACCUGCAGCUAAAGUUUUGGAACGAUUAUGUUGAGGAGGAGGAUAACCUCAUGGAUGAAUACUCAAGUAAACAUGCCAAAGAGCUUGCAGAAAGGAACCUGAAGAUCUUCUUUAAGAUCCAAGACCCCGCCGAGACCCCGACCCCGCCCUCGCCAAGACGCUCGCCGGCAAACAUUGUCACCCCCAGCACAGAGGAUUGGAAGAAGAUUACCUUGCUCAAUAAGUCCAGCCCCAAAGACCAGAUCUACAGCACUCUGCAUCGAUAUGUGGAAAAAACGCGGGAGGAGAAAGGGUCCGAUAAGACGCCUUUAUUGAGGUCAAAUGAGUCUGCUGAAAAACCUCCAGGUGUGGAUGGAGGAACAGUGUCUACAUGAGGAUGAACCGGCUGAACCCAAGGACGUGACUUCAGAUCCGGGACUCUUGGGAUCUUCAAGAAUGAUGUCCACGGGUUGGCUUGGAUCAGUCAAGUUAGGCGGCAGUGGGUGCUUUUGUGUGCAGAACAUGGGCUUCAGAUUAACUCUUUAAAGUCUGAAUGAUAGUGGAAAAAAAUAUCGUCUUUGAUUUGUGGUUGCUAUGGCUUUUUCUGUCCAUUGUUUUUAUCUGCCUGUAUCAUUUGCUAAAGGGACGUACUAAGCCAGUGGUUCUCAAUGCCUGGUCUCCAGAACAGUACUGGUCCAUGGCUACCUUGGUACCAGGCUGCGGGGAUAAAAUAUAUAAUAUAUGGCAACAGACUCUUCUAUUAUGAGGAUGCUGCUAUUAAAGUCACUUUUGCAGUGGAUUCAAGUUUAUUACAUACACUGGAACUAGAAAAUACCAGUUAUUGUGACAGUUUGAUCCUUUUAUUUGGUUGUAUUUAGAAAGUUGAAACCCACUGCAGAUAGUUUUUACACAGGAUGAAGAUCAAUCCUUUAUGGAAUGAACACGGAUCAGAAAGAACUUUUACAAAUACGCUUGGCUAUAUUGAAUCCUCAGUUUAUGUAAAUUAUUUAUGAAGGAAAAAUGGAUUUUCUGGGAACAUUUAGACGCCAGCAUCAGCCAUGAAAAUCUUGUCUGACAUGAAAUCAGUCUGUAACUUCAAAACAAUUGGAGACCACUGAUCUAAGAAACCCCAGAAUGCUGUUUCCAUAUGUAAUGCUGUUGUAACACAUUUAGAGUUUUGCUAAUAAAAACCAUAUUCAA
Oryzias latipes (Japanese medaka) is the source of this 2202-nucleotide messenger RNA. Its product is annotated as calcium homeostasis modulator protein 6-like. Gene Ontology annotation, molecular function: monoatomic cation channel activity. NCBI's taxonomy places the organism in Eukaryota, Metazoa, Chordata, Actinopteri, Beloniformes, Adrianichthyidae. The record is from RefSeq and is a predicted model, not a curated record. Gene Ontology annotation, cellular component: plasma membrane.